CAAAAUGAUAUAAUCACCCCUCUCUUCACUCACUGCGAGUCUGUUACCAACAAAAUAAAAACCCCUAAAAAACCCCCAAAUCACAAACCCUCACACCCAAAAAUGAUGACAUCAAAACCCUUAACCAAAAUGAUGGCGUUAUCACGCACGCUCUGCACCGCCACCGUAACCACAGCCCAAACACAAAAACUCGAACGAAUCGCCGACGAGAUUCUCAGCUUAACAAAGCUCGAACGAAAUGAUUACGCCGUUCUCUUACGUUACAAGAUGGGAUUCAAUAAGUACGGACCAGCUGUCACCGGAAUCGGAUCGGCAUCUGUGGGAGUGUCCGUCGGAGGUGGACCGGAAGCUAAAACAGCGGCGGCGGCGGCGGCAGAGAAAGUAGUGUUUGAUGUGAAGAUAGAGAAAUAUGAUGCAGCUUCGAAGAUAAAGAUUAUAAAGGAAGUGAGAGCUUUUACUAAUUUAGGAUUAAAAGAAGCGAAAGAUUUGGUUGAGAAAGUUCCGGUUGUCGUUAAGAAAGGGAUUACGAAAGAAGACGCCGAUUCGAUUAUGGCUAAAUUAAAGGAUUUAGGUGCUACUGUUGUUUUGGAAUGAUUUAUUUUUAUUACUUUUUUUUUCAUGACAUUUCCAAUGCUAUUUAUGUUUGAAAUGAUAUGUAUGAUUGUUACUUACUUUAGAUAAUAACUAGAAUGAAAACUGGAAUGUUAGAAUGGAUGUUUUUUUGUUGGUUUUGAGCAA
This is a messenger RNA of Erigeron canadensis, 738 nucleotides long. RefSeq names its product 50S ribosomal protein L7/L12. Gene Ontology annotation, molecular function: structural constituent of ribosome. Gene Ontology annotation, cellular component: ribosome. The transcript has a single exon. Bases 103 to 594 code for a protein of 163 amino acids. The record is from RefSeq and is a predicted model, not a curated record. Lineage: Eukaryota; Viridiplantae; Streptophyta; Magnoliopsida; Asterales; Asteraceae. Gene Ontology annotation, biological process: translation.